AUGAUAACAAUUUUCUACACUUACACUACAAAAGAGGAAAUAGACUCGAAAUUUAUGUUUGAAGUACUGAACUACUACGGUUUUGGAGCAUAUUUUAACAUGAUAUUAUUGUUUAUCGGCUUUCUUGUGAUUAUAAUUAAAAAUUAUCUCGAAAUGUGCCAUCAGAAUCUUCACGGAUAUUCUGAAAGUUUCGGAACAUUUCAAAAUAAAAUUAAGGAAGUGAUGACAAUUCAAAACGACAUAACUCAAGCGAUUAAAUUAUUCAAUGAAAGCUUUGGAUUUUUAUACUUUGGAUUAUACGUUUAUCUGUUCACAAAUUUUGCUACUUCACUCUAUUUUGCGUAUACGUCAUUAAUAUAUGACUUUAAUGACAGUCAAGCCGAGUCUACUUUAAACAUUUUAGUGAACAUGAUUUGGAUAUUGCCAUUCAACAUAUUUAAUCAAUUAAUCGGAAUUAAUUGCUCGCAAGUUCAAAACAAAGUGUUCGACAUCAAAAGAACAUUAACUAAAUUAUAUGACGAUGACCAUUCAGGCAUAAGCGGACAACUCUUAUCGACUGUUUGUGAGGACGACUUCAUUUUCACUGCAAACGGAUUCUUUCCGAUUAACAGAGCCAUUUUCAUGAAUAUUAUAAUUUCAACAUCGACUUUCUUAAUCGUUGCAAUUCAAUUUUACCAACAGCAAUAA
Clunio marinus is the source of this 687-nucleotide messenger RNA. The record is from the annotation of a GenBank genome assembly. Lineage: Eukaryota; Metazoa; Arthropoda; Insecta; Diptera; Chironomidae.